AUGCGAGACUGCGAGGCGGCUCCCGGGAGAAUGGGAUCGAGCAGCGGGCAGCGCAGCGGCAGCACGUGGAGCGAUUUGCUAGUGCGCGUGCGUGCGAGGGCGGGCUCAGCCGAGGAGGAAAUGAGUUCAGUUCCACCUCCUCUUCCUCCCACUCCCCAGCAAACCAGGCUGACGCAUUACGUCGCAGCGGGAAGCCAAGCGCAUGCGCUCACGGCGGGGGAGGUGUGUGGGUGUGGGUGUCCCAGCUCCGGGUUGCCAGCAGCAACGCCCUGCACAAGAACCGCAGGACGGCUGCUGGAGUAUAGUAGUGCGAGAGUGCGAAGGGGCAGCCUUCGCUUUUUUGUCCUCCUGUCUCGUCUUGCCCCAAUUUCCCUGGGCAAGUCCCAGCCCGCCUGGCAGAUCCAGAGAUGGAGUAUCCUGAACCAUGCCACCCUGAAGAAAAGGAAUUAUAUCGGCCAACACCUCCUAACCCGGGCGUCCGAGGACUAUUUGAUUGAUCCAUCAUUGAAACAGAAAUUUCAAAAGAGAACAAACAGUUUCCAGGGACACUCUUCUCGCCUUGAUAUACAGCUGAAAAAGGUCGAAAAAGAAAAAAUGAUUAAACAACAAAAAAAGGAAACUGGACAGAUUACAGAAGGCGUUAAUUGCCUUGAAAGAUAUCCAUCAAUAGCUACCCUAUCAUCUUCGGAUUCAGUACUUACACCUGCAUUUGACAUUUCAAAGUUACCUGAAAGAGUAAUAGUACAGAUUUUCCACCUUCUAAGUGUCAUCGAUUGGGCAAACUGUGCUCAAGUCAACAGUACCUGGAGAUCCAUGACAUAUCUGAGAUCAUUGUGGAGUGAUAUCAAUUUUUCCUUAGUGUAUCAAAUAGUCAAUGACAGAUUUAUAGGAUGCAUAUUACAAAGAUGGCGACCUAAUGUGUUACGUCUGAAUUUCCAUGGAUGUUCUUCCCUUCAGUGGCCUUCCUUUAAAUUGAUCAAUCAGUGUAAAAAUUUACAAGAACUAAAUGUUUCUGAAUGUGAAGGACUAAAUGAUGAAGCAAUGAGAUAUGUUUUAGAAGGCUGCCCAUCUCUUAUUCAUUUGAAUAUAGCUCAUACAGAUAUUAGUAAUGGAACACUAAAACUACUUUCCAGAUGUUUCCCCAACUUACAGAAACUUAGUUUGGCUUAUUGCAGAAACUUCACAGAGAAAGGUUUACUGUACCUGAAUUUAGGCAAAGGAUGCCACAAGAUCACCAGUUUGGACCUUUCAGGUUGUACUCAGAUUUCAGUUCAAGGCUUCAGGGAUAUUGCAAGCAGCUGCACUGGAAUAAAGCACUUGGUCAUCAAUGAUAUGCCAACUCUGACGGAUAAUUGUAUAAAAGCUUUGGUUGAAAGAUGCAAAAGCAUUACAUCUGUAAUAUUCAUUGGUUCACCACAUCUCUCUGACACUGCUUUUAAAUAUCUUACUGACUGCUCACUUAACAAGGUUCGAGUUGAAGGGAAUAAUCGGAUCACAGACUUAACUUUCAAACUUAUGGAUAAACAUUACGGAGAUCUCAGCCAUAUUUACAUGACUGAUUGUGAACGUAUUACUGAUGUCAGCCUUAAGUCGAUUGCUAAUUUGAAGAAUCUCGUUGUACUGAAUUUAGCCAAUUGUAUAAGAAUUGGUGAUGCUGGCCUAAGGAGCUUCCUUGGUGGACCUUCAAGCUCAAAACUUAGAGAACUGAAUUUAACUCAUUGUGCUCAAAUAAGUGAUCUUUCCCUUGCAGAAAUGGGAGAAAGGUGUCGUAGUCUUACCUACUUGAAUUUACGUAGUUGUACACAGUUGACUGAUUGUGGGAUUGAGUUCAUUACCAAGCUUCCCAACUUGAUUUCAAUUGAUCUUUCUGUAACAGCCAUCACUGAUGAGGCUUUGACGUCAUUGUCCAAUCAUAAAAAGUUAAAAGAACUUAGUGUUUCUGAGUGUGAAUUCAUCACGGAUUCAGGAGUUAAGCAUUUCUGUCAGUCAACACCAAUUUUGGAACAUCUAGAUGUGUCUUUCUGCCUUAGGCUUUCUGGAGAAAUUUUGAAAGCACUAUCCACUAAGUGCCUUAGGCUGACAUCACUCAGCAUCGCUGGCUGUCCAAAGAUGAAUGACUUGGCCAUAAGGAUUUUGAGCAAAAAAUGCCAUUAUCUUCACAUCUUGGAUGUCUCUGGGUGUGUACACCUUACUGACAAAGCCAUUGAAUACCUUCUGCAAGGCUGCAAACAGCUUCGGAUCUUGAAGAUGCGGUACUGCAGGCGGAUUUCCAAGGUGGCAGAUUUCCGAAUUUCAUCUCAAGUUAAAUGCCGUGAAUACAGUAUGGAGGACCCUCCCUUUUGGUUUGGCUAUGAUCACAAAGGGAUCAUCUUCCGUGACAGAGUGAGAGUUAAUAAAGUCUCUAGUGGAAAGACAAGAAAAUCAUCAUCGGAGAGUUCAAAGGAUAUAGAAAACACAUUACAAAUUUCCUCCAAAAUCAAAGGAUGAACAUCAAGCAACCUAAAAGGUCUAUGAAUGACUUUUGUUUGCUUGGAGAAAAUACUCAUUGCAUCUCAUGUUAAGAAUCUUUCCAUAUAGAAGCAAUAAUAGUUUAGCUUCCAUUUCUUAUUCCAACUACAAUUUCCAUAA
This is a messenger RNA of Antechinus flavipes (yellow-footed antechinus), 2628 nucleotides long. It is a transcript of the gene FBXL13, whose product is annotated as F-box and leucine rich repeat protein 13. The record is from RefSeq and is a predicted model, not a curated record. Lineage: Eukaryota; Metazoa; Chordata; Mammalia; Dasyuromorphia; Dasyuridae. The transcript is spliced from 18 exons. Gene Ontology annotation, molecular function: protein binding. Gene Ontology annotation, biological process: SCF-dependent proteasomal ubiquitin-dependent protein catabolic process. Gene Ontology annotation, cellular component: SCF ubiquitin ligase complex. Bases 1 to 2487 code for a protein of 828 amino acids.